AUAAAGAGAAAACAUAUGUUUGUUGUUUUUUUUUUCUUUACAUCUUUUGACAUUCGCAUUGAUUUUUAGUUCUUCUUGUCAAAAACAAAAAAAUACAAUUUUUUUGUUAGUAAAUUAAAUAAAUUUCUUUCGUAAAGGAUUUUCGACGUUUAACCAAGGAACCAUGUCUUUGUCUAUGAGACUAUUCACGGCUUCACGUAAUGGCCAGCGCAUGUUUGCUGCCAGUUCUCGUUUGAUGAGCAGCAAUCCUCAGGAAGCCAAAGACAUUGUCCAUGUUCCAGCAGGUUAUAAAUAUGUCAACAACAAAGAGGAAAGCAUGGAUUUGAAGGAUGUCACUGAUAGAGCGGCCUCUACCAUUUUCCUCAGUGAAUUGAUGCGUGGUUUUGGUGUUACAUUGGCUCACAUUUUCAAGGAGCCUGCCACCAUCAAUUAUCCCUUCGAAAAGGGACCUUUGUCGCCCAGAUUCCGUGGUGAACAUGCUUUGCGUCGUUAUCCCAGUGGUGAGGAACGUUGCAUUGCCUGCAAAUUAUGCGAAGCCAUUUGCCCCGCUCAGGCUAUUACAAUUGAGGCUGAGGAACGUGCUGAUGGCAGCAGAAGAACCACCCGUUAUGAUAUUGAUAUGACUAAAUGUAUCUACUGUGGUUUCUGUCAGGAAGCCUGUCCUGUUGAUGCUAUUGUGGAGGGACCCAAUUUUGAAUUCUCCACUGAAACACAUGAAGAAUUAUUGUAUAACAAGGAAAAACUCUUAAGCAAUGGUGAUAAGUGGGAAUCUGAGAUUGCCUCCAAUUUACAAGCCGAUCAUUUGUAUCGUUAAGAUUCUCGGAGAAUAGAGAAAAAAGAGCAAAUGUUUCCUUUAAGGAUGUUAAUGAUGUAGCUUAAAAUAAAUAUAAAUUUAAACUGUGUAUGAA
This is a messenger RNA of Lucilia sericata (common green bottle fly), 908 nucleotides long. It is a transcript of the gene ND-23, whose product is annotated as NADH-ubiquinone oxidoreductase subunit 8. The record is from RefSeq and is a predicted model, not a curated record. The transcript is spliced from 3 exons. NCBI's taxonomy places the organism in Eukaryota, Metazoa, Arthropoda, Insecta, Diptera, Calliphoridae. Gene Ontology annotation, cellular component: membrane. Gene Ontology annotation, molecular function: 4 iron, 4 sulfur cluster binding; NADH dehydrogenase activity. Bases 164 to 814 code for a protein of 216 amino acids. Gene Ontology annotation, biological process: mitochondrial respiratory chain complex I assembly; mitochondrial electron transport, NADH to ubiquinone.